AGCGCGGCGGCGUGCGCGGGGGCUGAGGGAAGCGGGCCCCGGGGCCCCGGCUCCGGCCGCUCGCCGGCCGCUAGCGCCGCUGCCCAUCUCGGAGCCGGCUCCCGGGCGUCCAGGCCCGAGUGAGCGGCCGGGGGCCGCUGAGGGCCGGCGGCUCGCCUGGCCUCCCGCUGCGCUCGCCGCUGCACCCGGGCGAGCCUCCCCCGGCCCUCCGCGCUCCCGGCCGGGGGAGAGCGAGGUUUGCUGGCGGCCGUCGCUGUAGCCCGGCCGGGGAGUCCGGGGCAAGCGGCAGAGCCCCCGCCCACGGCCGCUCGCCCUCGGCCUGCAAUCCGCCGCCUGCGAGCCUCCGCGGGCGGGCCUCCAGUCGGAGCGGGGGCCGCGACGGCCACGGCCCGGCCCGGGCGAAAGGCUGCUCGUGGACCGCGCCGCCGCCGCCCCGGUAAGUCGGCCCCACGGCCCGCGGGGCUCGCUGCCGCCCCCGCCGGCGUCCAGAGUGCGGCCCGGACCCAGUUCUCUCACGAUUCCCCCGCCGGCGGCGGCGCCCACCGUCCGGGCCCCAAUGAGUAACUCCCGCAACAACCGAGUGAUGGUGGAGGGGGUCGGCGCCCGCGUAGUGCGCGGCCCGGACUGGAAGUGGGGCAAGCAGGACGGCGGCGAGGGCCAUGUAGGCACUGUACGGAGCUUCGAGAGUCCGGAGGAGGUCGUGGUGGUGUGGGACAACGGCACGGCCGCCAACUACCGCUGCUCAGGGGCCUACGACCUGCGUAUCCUGGACAGCGCGCCCACCGGCAUCAAGCAUGAUGGAACUAUGUGUGAUACCUGCCGCCAGCAACCAAUCAUUGGCAUUCGAUGGAAAUGUGCAGAGUGCACCAAUUAUGAUUUGUGCACUGUUUGUUAUCAUGGAGAUAAACAUCACUUAAGGCAUCGCUUUUAUAGGAUUACUACACCAGGAAGUGAACGGGUUCUGUUAGAGUCUCGUAGAAAAUCUAAGAAGAUUACAGCCAGAGGAAUCUUUGCUGGUGCCAGAGUGGUGCGAGGAGUGGACUGGCAGUGGGAAGAUCAAGAUGGAGGCAAUGGGCGUAGAGGAAAGGUAACGGAAAUCCAGGACUGGAGUGCAUCCAGCCCACACAGUGCAGCCUAUGUUCUCUGGGAUAACGGUGCUAAGAACCUUUACAGGGUUGGCUUUGAGGGCAUGUCUGAUCUCAAGUGUGUCCAGGAUGCCAAAGGAGGUUCUUUCUACAGAGAUCAUUGCCCUGUGCUAGGUGAGCAGAAUGGCAACAGGAAUCCUGGUGGAUUGCAGAUUGGUGACCUGGUAAAUAUAGACCUUGAUCUAGAAAUUGUCCAGUCUUUGCAGCACGGUCAUGGAGGAUGGACCGAUGGCAUGUUUGAGACUUUAACUACAACUGGAACCGUCUGUGGCAUUGAUGAAGAUCAUGACAUUGUAGUACAGUAUCCAAGUGGCAAUAGAUGGACUUUCAAUCCUGCUGUUCUCACUAAGGCAAACAUUGUCCGAAGUGGGGAUGCUGCACAGGGUGCAGAAGGAGGCACCUCGCAGUUUCAAGUGGGUGAUCUUGUGCAAGUUUGUUAUGAUCUGGAAAGAAUUAAACUUCUCCAAAGAGGACAUGGUGAAUGGGCUGAAGCGAUGCUUCCAACUUUAGGUAAAGUUGGCCGAGUACAACAGAUUUAUUCGGACAGUGACUUAAAGGUGGAAGUCUGUGGAACAUCUUGGACGUAUAACCCUGCAGCAGUUUCCAAGGUGGCCCCUGCAGGAUCAGCCAUUAGCAAUGCAUCUGGUGAAAGACUCUCCCAGCUUCUGAAGAAAUUAUUUGAAACUCAAGAAUCUGGUGACCUCAAUGAAGAGCUGGUUAAGGCUGCUGCCAAUGGAGACGUGGCUAAAGUGGAAGAUUUGCUGAAAAGACCAGAUGUGGAUGUAAACGGACAGUGUGCUGGCCACACAGCAAUGCAAGCUGCUAGUCAAAACGGACAUGUUGAUAUUUUGAAAUUACUUUUGAAGCAAAAUGUUGAUGUUGAAGCAGAGGAUAAAGAUGGAGAUCGAGCCGUUCACCAUGCAGCCUUUGGAGAUGAGGGUGCUGUCAUAGAAGUCCUACACCGAGGCAGUGCUGACCUGAAUGCUCGUAAUAAGCGUAGACAGACGCCUCUUCAUAUUGCUGUCAAUAAAGGUCAUCUUCAAGUUGUGAAGACUUUGUUGGAUUUUGGUUGUCAUCCCAGUCUCCAGGAUUCUGAAGGUGACACCCCUCUCCAUGAUGCCAUAAGUAAGAAACGGGAUGACAUUCUGGCAGUUCUUCUGGAAGCUGGAGCAGAUGUGACCAUCACGAACAAUAACGGGUUCAAUGCCCUGCACCAUGCUGCACUGAGAGGGAACCCCAGUGCAAUGCGUGUUUUACUCUCAAAAUUACCAAGACCAUGGAUUGUGGAUGAGAAGAAAGAUGAUGGUUAUACUGCCUUGCACCUGGCUGCCCUGAAUAAUCAUGUGGAAGUGGCUGAGCUGUUGGUGCAUCAGGGAAAUGCAAACCUGGAUAUCCAGAAUGUGAACCAGCAAACAGCCCUACACCUUGCUGUUGAACGGCAACACACCCAGAUUGUCAGGCUUUUGGUCCGUGCAGGUGCUAAGCUAGACAUUCAGGAUAAGGAUGGAGAUACUCCUCUGCAUGAAGCUUUGAGACAUCAUACUUUGUCUCAACUACGUCAGCUACAAGACAUGCAAGAUGUGGGCAAGGUAGAUGCUGCCUGGGAACCUUCAAAAAACACAUUAAUAAUGGGACUUGGUACCCAGGGGGCUGAGAAGAAGAGUGCAGCAUCCAUUGCGUGUUUCUUGGCAGCCAAUGGUGCUGAUCUCAGCAUUCGAAACAAGAAGGGUCAGUCACCACUGGAUCUCUGUCCUGACCCAAGUCUCUGCAAAGCUUUGGCAAAAUGUCAUAAGGAAAAAGUCAGUGGCCAAGUGGGUUCUCGGAGUCCUUCUAUGAUUAGCAACGAUUCUGAAACUCUAGAGGAAUGCAUGGUGUGCUCAGACAUGAAGAGAGACACUCUCUUUGGUCCGUGUGGACACAUUGCAACCUGUUCUUUGUGUUCCCCUCGUGUCAAGAAAUGCCUCAUUUGUAAAGAACAGGUUCAGUCCAGGACAAAGAUUGAAGAAUGUGUGGUGUGCUCCGACAAGAAAGCAGCUGUUCUCUUUCAACCUUGUGGGCACAUGUGUGCUUGUGAGAACUGUGCCAGCCUGAUGAAAAAGUGUGUGCAGUGUCGGGCAGUGGUUGAGCGGAGGGUGCCUUUCAUCACGUGCUGCGGUGGCAAGAACUCAGAAGACCCCUCUGACGAGAUCUCAAGUGGGAAUAUCCCAGUGCUGCAGAAGGACAAAGACAACACCAAUGUUAACGCAGAUGUGCAGAAGCUGCAGCAGCAGCUUCAGGACAUUAAGGAGCAGACCAUGUGCCCUGUGUGCUUGGAUCGCCUGAAGAACAUGAUUUUCCUCUGUGGCCAUGGAACAUGCCAGCUCUGUGGAGACCGGAUGAGUGAAUGCCCAAUUUGUCGCAAGGCAAUUGAACGAAGGAUUCUUUUGUACUGAUUAAGAAACACAGAGUGUUUUGUUAGCUAAAAAUGUAAUUAGACUAUAUAUGGACCACCAUAACAACGAAAACAUACAGUGUUUGAACUUGCCCACUUGUGUGUGUGUGUUUUCCUCUUGAAUUUGGAACAUCAAAUCCAUGAAAACUCAUAGAAAAUUUGCUUUUGGCUUUGAAGGGGAAAAUCCUUUAAGGACCUCCUUUCACAUUUUUCUAUUGCAUUUUUCUUUUUUAAUAUGUGCAUAUAUGUUAAACCUUAGGCAUUAGCUUACAAGGUCAGUAUUCCACAUGAUUAUCAUGAUUUCACAUGGUGAAAUGACAUGCUCUUCUAAAAGGUCAUACUGAAGGUGAAUGGGGCAAGUCAGCCUAUGUCAUGUAUGCUCAGUGACAGAAGUGUGGUAGAGAUAUGCCUCCUGGCUAAGGCAGUACUGAAGGAAACAUUGUAUUUCAAGAUAAUUUAAAGUUAUCCAAAUGAUUGUUUCCGAAUUUUUAAGUAAGUGAAAAUAUGUGGUAAGAGAAUAAUGACUUUACCUUCUUUUCUAGACUUAAAAGGAAAAUUGACUAACUUAAUAAAUGAAUUAUUUCAAAAUCACCAGUAGACAUGAAAGGGCAAAUUGUAGUAAGAACUGAAGGCUAGCUCAGAAUGACACAAUCACAUCUCUACCUGGUUUUCAUUGUUGGACUUCUUGUAUUAACUUCUCACUGUUUGCAUCAGCUCUUUGUAGAAAAAGGUCUGUGAAAAGCAAUUUCCGUUUUCCCUGUGACUGCUAAACUGGGCUUGAUCUAAUCAGUGCGUGCACACCAUCCUUUCUGUGUCUCUGAGGUCUCUAAAGCUGGUGCAUUGUAAGAGGCAUCAAUCUUUUCUGUAUGUCUGUUAUUUCUGACAGUGUUAUGGAUUCUACCUUCAUCCAAAGCCUUACUUCUGUUCUCUCUGAUAGUAAUUUUACUAUAAAGAACUUAGUUUUUCUUUAUACCUACAGAUGAACAUUCUUUAAACUGCCAAUAUAUACUAAGAUACAAUAAAUAGCUUAAUGUCAGAUACUUAGAAAAGGAUGCCAGGGCAUUUGUGGAAAUGCAUGGAAAAUACAUGUUGACUUGGUUAGGGGGCUAAGCAUUUUAUCUUAAAUGAGUAAUCUUUGUAUCUAGCCUAAAUAUAUGCACAUUGUUUCGAGAUUCUUCACUGCUAGAUUGUUAAAAACAAAACAAAACAAAAACCAAAACCCACCUGUCAGUUAUUUACAAUAGUGUCUACUGUGUGCUGUGUAUAAGCAUGUACUCUUAAGGAUAGUGUUCUUUGAGGAUAGUUUCCCCUGCAUUUGAAUCUGGCUAGCUUGUAUCUGUUUUUUUGCUAUAGCAACUUAAAGUGGGAGAGCAGUGUCCAGCCUGCUGUGCUGUGCUGCUGGUGGUUACUUGCGGCCCAGUGAGCUGAGCUGCUCGUUUUCAGCAGGCUCAGCAGGCUCAGCAGCUCCAGGUCUGUGUUGAGCUGAGUAACUGCUUUGUUUCUCCUUGGUGUUUUUGAGAUAGAGUCUCACUAUGUAUUCUAAGCUGACAUGGAACCUACUGUGUAGCUCAGGCUGGCCUCAACCUUAUGAUCUUCCUGCCUCUGCCUUCCAAUUGUGGGGUUAUAGGAUGGUGAUCCCACCAUAUUUAACAACUUUAAAUUACUUUGUAGGGUACAAUCCUUAUUAGUUUCAAAUUAGGAAUGUUCUAUUGUAAGGAAGCAAUGAGGCUAUUUUUUUCUAAGUAUAAUUUGAAGAGUUUUUUGCUUUUUAAAGAUACAUCUGAUGAUACGAUGUUUACAUAAAGAGACAGACUUGGAAAGAGUAGAAAUGAGGCUCUUUUCUUCCUUGCCAUAGGCUGCCCACCUCUUUCUACUUGUCAUCAGGCAAGGAGGAGUGGCUGCUAUAGAGUCUGCCAGCCCGAGAAUCUGUGUGCCACAGCUGUAUCCCACUUCAUUCCUUUCUCUGUCUCCCAGGCUGCAGUGCCAAGUCUUAUCCUGUAAAGAUUCUAUCUGUUAAGGGAUAGACCUCCUAACCAGCUCCAUCAUCUCCUCUAUGCAGAGCAGAGCACACUAGCUUAGGAGAGAGAAGCCGUCAAGUCUCUGUAGUGCUGGGAACUUCCGCUUUCUCUUUGUCACUUGGCCAUUUAUGUUAUGCAUAUUAUGGACAGAUGCACUUCUGUUCAGGUCUUCAGGCAUCUAAAAUUAUUGUAAAUUUGUUUUGGGCUUACAGGAGAUGGUAAGAGUGGGAACUGAAUCAUGCCAGUGACUUCCUCCUGCACUCUGAAACUACCUCUUAGUCUCUCUACAACACUUGGCCCUGUGGGGAUCUUUCCUUCUAGUUACCCAAACCUCUCUUUCCUGUGCCUCAGAAGAAUUCUUACUUUUCCUUAGAAUUAUUAUUACAAUGACAUGCAUUCGUUUUUUGUUGUUUUUUAAAGUAUUGGACUUGGGCUAAGUGGGGGGCAGGAAAGAAGGUCAGUGUCUUGUGUCUGUGGACAACAGGAUAGGGUCCUGAGGCGUGUUAGCGUUCUUCACUGGCGUUUCAGGAGAGCUGUCGGGAGCAAUAUUGGAUUCCCUCUCUCUGCCCCUCGGCCCACCACAUUUUCCCCUUGAUUCACGAAGACUGUCGGCUUUCUCACUGAGCACACACACAACUUAUCAGGCGCUGCUGCCACAGCUGCUCUUGUUCACAUAGUUUAACAUCCUUACCUGUGCUGUACACAUGCAGAAUUUUAUUGGGAGUGGGGUUUUCAAGAGAAUAUAAUUUUAUAUUAGUGUAAGAAUAUUAUACUAGGCAAAUGUUUAGUUAUCUGAAUUAUGCUUAAGGUAUGCUUAAGGUAUUGUAAUUUAAUAAUGGCAGGUUAACCAGAAGUCUACUGAAACAUAAAAUUAACUGGAAAUAAUUCCUUAAAUUUUAUAUUUUUGAAGACUUUAGCCUGAAACAACCUUUUACUUUAGAAUGUUGAAAAUGCAUGCUGCUUAAGAUUUGUCUAGUUCAAAAUUCAAACCUUGCUGGGUCAUUUUCACACAGGGAACAUUCUGGUAGUCAUUUAUUGCCUGGUGGAUGUUUUUUGUUUAUUUUGAAUUCUGGACACUUUUUGGAUGAGGAAUAGUUAAACUUGUCACUUAGGACAAAGCUGGAUGCAGCAGAGCUGGUUUCGGGGUUUGGGGUUGUUGCAACAAAUAGGAAACAAAAACAGUGAGCUCAGAGGAAUGGAGCAUUGUGUAGGAUUUGCCACGGUAUUGGUAGGGAGGGUGUAUUUAACUAAAACAUAGAAGGGGUCUAUAAGGUCAGUUCUUCAUAUGGCUUGUCAGUUGUUUUGUAAAUUACAGACUUUAACACGACUUCCUCUUUUAAGGCCCAAAAGGAAAAACAUUUAUCCUUUCAGAGUGUCUGGAAUGUUUAUAGUAAUAAUUUCUAUAAAAACACUCAUGGAUACAUUUUUGGUGUUUUUUUUUUAAAUUGCAGUGAGAACCACAUAUCAUAAGGUUUGUUGUCCUGACUGCUUCUAAACAUGCAGUUCAGAAGGGUCACUUCCUCUCCGUUUGUUGGGAAACAAGCAUAGAACUUUAUCCUGCACCUGUCAAAUGCUUCCUUCUUCCUUCCCUCUGGGCAGCAGGGCUCUGACUCCUUAGAACACGGACACUCAGAUUACUGCCGAGAGCCAUUUGUGUUUGCAAGAUCCAAACCCAGGUCAACAUCACGCUCCUGAGAUCUGAGGAAGGGCAUCUCUCCCCUGCCAUAACUGCUAUUUUUUUUACAUGUAUGUUAAUUGAAAGAGUUUAUUAUUUCGUUAUGAGCCAGAGGGGGAAGCACAUUUUAAAUAUGGGAAAUAAGUUAGCUUUGGUUUUGUACUGUAUUGGGAAGGUAAUAGAUUUUCACAAGUAAUUUGUGCCUUGUUAUAAAUAUCAAUUGUCGUUGAGUCUACCUGUCAAAGUUACAGAAUACAUUUUUCUUUCAAAAUGGCAACCUGAUUUAACUUGCUUGAAUAUUACAAUAGGAAUGCUUACUGAUACUACUUGAUAAUCAUGUAUAUCCUUUUGACUUAUACACACGAACACACAUGAGACAACAGUAUUGAUAAUUGCAGUUGUAUGUCUUUAAACACUAAAUGUAGGAAGCUUUUUAAUGUUGUCUUGUGUGUGUGUGUUGCUUUACUGCAGUGAGGGAGAAAUCCUUUGCAUCAAGCUUCAGUGGCUGAUAAGUGGCUAGCAGUGGGUAAAAUUACAAUGUAAAAAUAGGAGUGGAUAGUUAAUAACGUUAAGUUGCUACCUUGGCAUUUUCUACCUCCUUUUCUACCAGAAUACUGCUUUUCUUUCACCCAUCUAGCAUCUUGUCUUAUUUGUGGGAGAAAAGGAAACAACCUGAAGAUAAAGUUAGAAUUUUUUUUUUUUUGAGAAUUUAAGCAAUAGAUACAGGAAAAGUGGCCUGUCACAGUAAUUUGGUGCCUCAAUGCAGAGGUUUGAACGGAUAGACACAACUGUCUAAGAAGGGGAGUAGUGCUGAGUGGGUGCACUGUCCUGCAGAGUUCUCUUGAUUUUACUUCAUAAACAUGACUUCUUUCUUCAGAAGCAAAGUGCUUUUCUAAUUUUUUAUGAAAUAAGCAAAUCUGCCAUUUUGUCUGAGUACAGUUUCAGGAAGCUAUUGAAAGUUCUGACUCAGGGCUUUUUAACCGUUAAAGCAAUUGUUAAUAUAUUUUGGAAACUCCAUCUGCAUAACUCUUCAGUGCCUUGAUUAACUUGGCAACACUUAAAAAAACUUUGUACUAGGUAACCUUCAGUGCAUCAGUCACGAUAUGCACGUUCUAAUCAUCCUGCUAAGCAUGUGCAAGAACACCUCUGCGUGUGGGUUUGCAUAAUUCUAUAAGGGAAGUGUUCUACAUUUGCACUUGAUACUUUUUUUUUAUUAUUACUUGUUUUUUUACAAACUGAUUAUUCAAGGCCAUGGCACUGUUACCAGAAAAAUGGUGUUUGCUGUCUAUAUGCAAGUCUAUAUAGCUGCUGGGGAGAGGACAGAGCUCACACUUUGUAUCUAAUACGAAAAGAAGAUCAAUACAAAAAAAAAAAAAAAGAUCAUCUUCCUCUCAAGUGGAAACCAAACCAAGCCAAACCCUUUGUUUAAGUGGUUCAGUUAAAUGAUUAAUUGAAAGGAAAUCAUGAAUUGCAUGUCAUUCUUCAUGCUGAUCUGUAGACUAAAAGCAUGUUUUUCUGUCUCCUUCAGGAUGUGUCUGCCAUUCUAAGUACAGUAUAUUCAAAUGGUGGAAAAAAAACUGACUCAAAUGUUUUGCGCUUUGUAAUUUUUCCAGUUCUUUUUAGCUUUCAAUGUUGGAAUAAAUUUAAGUCUUGUUUAUGGCUAAAGUUUCUGUAUGGAAAAAUGAUUCUUGCUUAUUAGCUUUUGUUUAAGAAAAAAAGCUUAGUAAAAACUAAGCUUUUAAAAAUAAAUGCAAACAUUUACCAUUAAUAAAAUCUGUGGUGUAAUAUGUUUUUCUCUGACUUUUG
Mus caroli (Ryukyu mouse) is the source of this 9075-nucleotide messenger RNA. It is a transcript of the gene Mib1, whose product is annotated as MIB E3 ubiquitin protein ligase 1. The record is from RefSeq and is a predicted model, not a curated record. Gene Ontology annotation, molecular function: protein binding; ubiquitin-protein transferase activity; zinc ion binding. Gene Ontology annotation, cellular component: cytoplasm. NCBI's taxonomy places the organism in Eukaryota, Metazoa, Chordata, Mammalia, Rodentia, Muridae. Gene Ontology annotation, biological process: endocytosis; protein ubiquitination; Notch signaling pathway.